Molecule: messenger RNA, 1857 nt
Organism: Daphnia pulicaria
Lineage: Eukaryota; Metazoa; Arthropoda; Branchiopoda; Diplostraca; Daphniidae
Gene: Ppat-Dpck
Product: bifunctional coenzyme A synthase-like
Exons: 5
Coding region: 177-1769 (530 amino acids)
Biological process (GO): coenzyme A biosynthetic process
Molecular function (GO): dephospho-CoA kinase activity; ATP binding
Source: RefSeq, a predicted model, not a curated record
AUGAGUUGUUUACAAAACAGACGACACAAGUUUUGGAAAACGACUGCGGUACAGGAGUUAGUGGGGUAACUCAAACCCAUGCUCAAACCAAAAGAGCUACGCAGUUAUAAGUUGUAUUUGGUUACUUAAUUCUCUAUAAUUCGUUAUUAACCCACUACCUCUGGAUCUUGUCAAAAAUGUCCCCGGUUAAUACAGGCAUACUUUUCUUACAGUUUAGCUCUGUAAUGAAUCCCAAGUUGCUAUCCAAGAUUGUCUCAGCAGCAGUUCAGAAGGCUGAAAAACUUCUUUACAUCAAAGUCAAAGGCCUUCCUCUAUCUGAAACCAAAAUUUCAACCUACAACAGAAUUGUUAAUCAGAUUUACCAUUUAUCUUCCAGAAGUGCCGUUGACCGUUUUGACACCAGAGUUAUACUGACUGAUUUCAAGGAUUCAUUACUGAGUUUGAAUGAUUCCAGUACAAACAAAGUGCAAACAAGCUGCUUAAUUGAUACAGUGAUCACUGUAAAUCAAGAAAAGUCAUUCACAGAGUAUAUUUUGAAUAAGCGAAAUGGAAUGACCAAUGAGGUGUUGCAGGUUGAUUCCCAUUUGAGUGACUGUGAAACACCUUUGAAUCUAGAACCCCAACAGAAAAAGUUUGUGGACCUUCCUAAUACUGCUGAUGAAGAUAGAAUGUAUGAUCAUGUUGUAAUAGGAGGUACCUUCGACAAUCUCCAUAGUGGCCACAAAAUGUUAAUAUCAGCAGCAAUAUUGAGGGCCAAAAAGAGUUUAACAAUUGGCGUCACAGACAGCAUUAUGAUCAAAACAAAAAAGCUGUGGGAGUUGAUUGAACCUUGUCAAACAAGAAUCAAGAAGCUGGAGGAGUUCCUUAUGGAUGUCGAGCCUCGACUAGAAUACCGUGUCGUCCCCAUUACAGAUCUUUAUGGGCCCACAAAAGACGAUCCUGCUCUACAACUGUUGGUUGUAAGCGAAGAAACCCAAAGAGGAGGACUCAAAAUCAACGAACUACGAAAAGAAAAAGGGAUGAAUCUAUUGGAUAUCCACACCAUUUCGAUAAUUGACGAUCAUCAUGCCGGAGUAGAAGAAGAGAGCAAAAUCAGUUCGUCGUCAUUUAGGAAACGCCUUCUCGGAUCCCACAUUAAACCGCCCAAAUUCAAGACCAAGCCUUUUGUUAUUGGAUUGACCGGUGGCACCGCGAGUGGGAAAUCAACAAUUGCAAAGCGCUUGAAAGAUUUGGGUGCGCACAACAUUUCGUGCGACCAAUUGGGUCAUCUGGCUUAUAAAAAGGGAACGGAGUGUUACCGUCAAAUGGUUGAAUACUUUGGACCAGCCAUAUUAAAUGAAGAACACGAAAUUGAUCGGAAAAAAUUGGGACCUCUAGUUUUUUCGAACAAGGAGCACUUGGAAAGGCUGAACAUGAUGGUGUGGCCAGAGAUCCGUCGUUUAUACACCAAGGAAAUCAACGAGCUUAGGGAACGAAACUUCCAAGGUGUAGUCGUGCUUGACGCUGCCGUUCUUUUAGAAGCAGGAUGGCAAGAAGAUUGCGCUGACGUAUGGGUUGCGAUGAUCCCAAAAGAAGAGGCAAUCAAACGCAUCGUAGAACGAGAUCGAUUAUCGCCAGAACAGGCAGCCAAGCGCGUUGAAUGCCAGCUCAGCAACAGUGACCGGGUGGCCAGCGCUAAUGUCGUUAUUUGCUCUAGUUGGGAACCUGAAGUCACAGCUGCUCAAGUCCUAAAAGCCUGGAAAUUUGUGCAAGAAUUUCUUGAAAAUUAGAAGUUGCAUUAUUAUUUGGCCUUGUGUGUGUAGAAAUUUAUUACGGUGUAUGUGGUAUCAAAAUAAAAAAAUAUACGUUUUAUUUUUA